Molecule: messenger RNA, 864 nt
Organism: Didymodactylos carnosus
Lineage: Eukaryota; Metazoa; Rotifera; Eurotatoria; Philodinida; Philodinidae
Source: the annotation of a GenBank genome assembly
AUGGACGUGAGAUUUCCAACUGUACAAAAGUUGAGCUGUGAAGCAGAAACACAAUACAAUGAGUUAGUCAAUUAUGGUAUAGGAGAUCAUGCUGUAUAUGAUGGCAAAUUAUAUCAAGUGAUAAGUGGUGUUCAUUGCAAUAAACAAUUGCAAACGUGUCAAUCUCUAAAUCCUCACCUUGCUUAUCAUGGAUGGAAAGUCAUCGGAACGUGUGAUAAGAGUAUCAUAUCAACUACUCGAUCAAAACGAGACUUGUUCUCGGCCGCUGUUGAAACAACAAAUAGCAAAGCGAUCAGAAAACAGAAAGAACAAUUGAUCUUUAACAUUACUAACAAAACAGUAGCUCAGAAGAAUUUCAUUACGAAUUCAUCACGAAUUUUCCGAAAAAAAAGAAUUGCACCUUUGCUUUCUGCCGUUGUACCGUUGAUUGCUUCAGGUUUCGGUGCUUUAAAAAGUAUUUUCGAUAGUGGUAUAGGCUUGACAAAUACUAUUUUGCAUCACCGUCUAGCUCAUUCGAUUGAAAAGAUACGAACUGUGGUCAAUACGCAUCAAGGUAUAUUGAAACAGCAUUCAUCGUUACUUUUGAAACUUCAGGAUGAACAGUUAGUGAUCAGCACAGCGUUGAAUGAUUUUGAUAUAAAUAUCAAAAUAUUAAGAGACGGACUGUUUGGAGCUUUUGAAAAAUUAUACCGUAUUGGUAAAACCUUAUCAAGGCACAGUCGUCAAAUGAUUCGUGAUAAAAUGGAAAAUAGUUUUGUGAAAAUAAAAUUGUCUUUUGAACGUAUUGAGAAGGGAGAUUUAAAUUUGGACUAUAUAGAUAUUUAUAUUAUACUACCUUUAACGUUUGUGUUGAGUAAAGGUUGA